Messenger RNA from Plectropomus leopardus (leopard coralgrouper), 2451 nucleotides. It is a transcript of the gene pou6f2, whose product is annotated as POU class 6 homeobox 2. NCBI's taxonomy places the organism in Eukaryota, Metazoa, Chordata, Actinopteri, Perciformes, Serranidae. Gene Ontology annotation, biological process: regulation of transcription by RNA polymerase II. The record is from RefSeq and is a predicted model, not a curated record. Gene Ontology annotation, molecular function: DNA-binding transcription factor activity, RNA polymerase II-specific; RNA polymerase II cis-regulatory region sequence-specific DNA binding.
AGUCCAGAUGAAUGCCAAAGAGGAGCCUUGAGUGUCGGAGUGGAGUAUGCCAGUCACAGGCUGAAUCCCCUCUCACAGUGUCCCUCAAACUGCGCCAGCACCGCUCCCUCCAGGAUCCGAUGAUUACAGGGCAGCUGAGCAAGCCGCUGCUCUCCCUGCGCAGCGACAUGAGCGCGGCAGAACUCCGGGCGGACGACAAAGCGGCCACCCCAGACAGCGAUCUGAACGACGAGCCCCUGCUCCUGCCCUCCGAGGCCACGGACAGAGAGGGCACUCCCAACAAGCUGUACGGAGCUCGUGACGGUUCGGUCCAAUCUGACACCAGCAGCAGUCCUUCUGAGCAGAGUCAGCUGGGCCAGUCCCACCCAGGAUACCCAAUGGGUCCACAGUCUCUUCUGGUGGCCCAGCAGCUGGCCAACGCAGUCGGCGGCGUGAUGUCCGGGGCAGCACCAGGCAUGAACCAGCCCAUCCUCAUCCCCUUCAACGCAGGCGGACACCUUGGUGGGCAGCAGGGCCUCGUUCUCUCCCUGCCCACUGCCAACAUCCAGAGCCUGGUGGCUGCCGCUGCUGCAGGGGGCAUCAUGACGCUCCCCCUCCAGAACCUGCAAGCUACCUCAUCACUGAACUCCCAGCUUCAACACCUGCAGCAGCUCCAACAGAUGCAGCAGCACCACCAGCAGCAGCAGCAGCAACAACAACAGCAACAGCAGCAGCAGCAUCAGCAACAGCAGCAACACCAUCACCAACAGACCCUCUCCCACACCCAGAACCAGCUGCCACCCCAGCAUCACAUGACCCCGCCCAGCCAGCAGCAGACCUCCGUCCCAUCUCCAGGCUCCACUUGCUCCUCCACCUCUGGACAACCGCAGCACUCCCCGCCGCACCGGCCCAACCAGUCACCGGCUCGCAGCCUUCCCUCGCCCGUCACCCCACCCAUGCCUUUGUCGCUAAAUCCACUGGCAAGCCAGGCUGCGGUAGCGGCGGCAGCAGCCAUGGGAUCCAUCGCUGGUUCUCAGGUGUUCGGCAACGCCCUGUCAAACCUGCAAGGAGCCACCGGUCAGCUGGUCACCAACGCACAAGGACAGAUAAUUGGAACAAUCCCACUGAUGCCCAACUCUGCAGGGCCCUCCAGCCAAUCAGGGGGUGGCAACCCAGCACUGCAGGUACAGCCAAUUACACCUCAGCUUCUGACCAACGCUCAAGGCCAGAUCAUCGCCACAGUGAUCGGCAAUCAGAUCCUGCCUGUCAUCAACACCCAGGGAAUCACGCUGUCACCAAUCAAGCCUGGACAGCAGCUGCCUCAGGCUCAGCAGGGUCAGACAGGCCCCGCAUCAUCUCAGCCCAACCUGCUCCACAUGCCCCACAGACAGAGUCCUCUCCACCAGGCCUCUUCCUCCUCCUCCACCUCCUCCUCUUCCUCGGCUCUCAGCGUGGGGCAGCUGGUCAGCAACCCGCAGACCGCCCCCAGCGAGGUGGACGGGGUCAACCUGGAGGAGAUUCGUGAAUUCGCCAAAGCAUUCAAGAUCCGCCGGCUGUCCCUGGGCCUGACACAGACUCAGGUGGGCCAGGCGCUCAGCGCCGCAGAGGGGCCGGCGUACAGCCAGUCUGCCAUCUGCAGACACACCAUCCUGAGAAGCCACUUUUUCCUACCACAGGAAGCCCAAGAGAACACUAUAGGUAGCAGUCUGACAGGCAAACUGAACCCUGGCCUUUUAUAUCCUGCCAGGUUUGAGAAGUUGGACAUCACCCCUAAAAGCGCCCAGAAGAUUAAGCCCGUUCUGGAGCGCUGGAUGGCCGAGGCUGAAGCCCGCCACCGAUCCGGCAUGCAGAACCUGACUGAGUUUAUCGGCAGCGAGCCUUCCAAAAAACGCAAGCGGAGGACCUCUUUCACCCCACAGGCGCUCGAGAUCCUCAACAGCCACUUUGAGAAGAACACACACCCCUCUGGACAGGAAAUGACGGAAAUCGCGGAGAAACUGAACUAUGACAGGGAGGUGGUGCGCGUCUGGUUCUGCAACAAGAGGCAAGCCUUGAAAAACACAAUAAAGCGUUUGAAACAGCCCGACCUCGGCCCGGCUGCACCGAUGGACCCUCUCACUGAUUCUCUAGAGGAGCUCCCAAAAUGAACGAGCUGGAGUGGAAAAGUGGCAGCCAUUAAAAACAACAGAGGUGGACGAACUCAUCUUGAAGUGAAAAAUGCUCUCGAGUCACCCGGACGGACAGUCAUGAGUUUGCAAACAAAAACUAUGUGUUGUCAGUGUGAUUACCACAGCUAUGUAAAUGACCUUGGCGAAACCAAAAACAUGAAAAAAGAGAUUAAUAUCUGAGAAUUAUGUAAAAACAUACGGUGUGCUGUUUUCAAAGAGUUUUAGAUCCUGGCCUUACAGACCAGACUAUCGCCCAAAUUUUGGUUCCCACGAGGAGGGAUUUAGUAAAGAGAUCAUACCAAAU